GCUUGUAGCGACAGUCCUCUGUUCUCUUCCUCCUCAGCCAUGGUCGCAAAACUCGCGCCUCUCUCUCUCCGUUUCGAUUCUCAGGCUCUGUAAUCAAUGCCAACCAUGGCCGCGAAGUCCUCCCGUCUCCUCUCGCUGGCGGAGGAGAUCGAAGGAGACCGCCAGGGGACGGUGGACUUCGUUUUCUGCAGGAUCGGCGAACCCGUUCCCUUAAAACCCACACUCUCCGACUCCGCUUUCGAUCUUUCCAACCCCCCGCUUCAGCCUCUCGCUGUCUCCGAACGCCACCAUCUUAUAUUUCUAGCGCACACCGAAGGGUUUUUGGUUGCGAAUACAAAGGAUGUGAUUGGAUUAGCUAAGAGCGCUAACGGGAAGGACGUGUGUGUGCAAAAAUCAAGCAUCGUGGAUGUGCAGAUUGGCAGUGUUUCGAUCCUGGCGCUUUCGUGGGAUAAUUCGAUGCUUGCAGCCGCUGUUGGUGGAGAAAUUCACUUGUUCUACGUGCAAUCUCUCCUUGCCAAGGUGCAAGAGCCAGCAAUUUCAUGCUCUCUCAGCGAUUCUGGUGUUGUUCGAGAUUUAAAAUGGCGAAGAAGUUCUGAAAACUCUUUCGUUGCUCUGUCAAAUAAUGGCUUACUAUGUCAUGGAUCUUCUGAUUUUCGGCUCAAAGAUGUGAUGGACAAUGUUGAUGCUGUUGACUGGAGCGUGGAUGGCAAUUUUUUUGCAAUUUCAAGGAAGGAUAUUGUUAGCAUAUUAUCGUCCAAUUUUGAGGAAACAGUUGGCAUUUCACUUUCGCUUCAGACAUGGGCUGUUGAUUCUGGAUCAGAAAUAAAAGUGGAUUCAAUCAAGUGGCUUCGGCAUGAUAGUAUUGUUGUUGGCUGUACACAAUCGAAGGAAGAUGGUGAUGAGGAUGGAUACCUAGUUCAAGUUAUCUCAAGCGGGCAACAUAAAUUUAAUGAGGUUUCUUGCGAACCCGUUGUCUUCUCUUUUCCUGAUUUGUUUGAAGGGCUUUCUGUUGAUAUGCUUCCCGCUGGGGUUGGGCCAUAUUUGCUGGCAGAGUAUUUGGAUUGUUGGGAUGUUGCAAUCACGUCUAAUAGAAAGAAUACUGAUCAGCAUAUUUCAUUACUGAGGUGGUUAGUUGAAGACAAUAGAUAUGAAGUUGUGUCCCUUGAAUUAGGAAGUGAUAAAUAUAUACCCAGGAUUGAUUUGCAAGAUGAUGGAGAUGACAAUUUAAUAGUAGGUCUCGCUGUUGAUAAAAGUUCAUUGUAUGAGAAAAUUAAGAUACAGAGAGACUUGGAGUUCAAAGAACUUCCACCACGAUGUAUUCUCUUGUGUCUUACUUGUGAUGGAAAGCUUACGUUGAAUCAUGCUGCUUGGGUUUCUGAACCUUCUGAUUUGCCAAUGACGGUUUCCCACCAUGGUGACAAUAUUGUGAACAAGGGAUUUUGCACUGUAAGUUCAGCUGAAAGUGAGUUGGACGUGACUACCUCAAGGCUGAAUGAUGGCCAAGAUGCUGCCAUUACAGAUAAGAUGCAUCCUAUCCCUGGUGGCAAAAUGGGGGGUGACUCAUUGAUGGUUAAAGGGGCUGGGGCUGGUAAAAUUCUUGGUUCUGCUAAUACUGCGGGAUCUACUUUUGGUUCAAAAACAGCUCAGAAGAACUUUGUUUUAGAUGGCUCAAAUUCAAGUGUCUCGUCUGCUGUAGAAGGAACCGAGGCCAGUAGAAGUCUUGGUUCAACUAUAAAGGAUGGAACUUCAUUUUCGUCACAAAUUGUAAUGCCAAUGCCCUUUGCCGUUGAUGCAGCAGCUGCAAAGCCUUCAUUAUCAACUCCUGGUAAAUCAAAUUCGGCUGGAAUGAUCAAUAAAGUACCAUUUUCUCCUCCAAGUAAUUCUCCAGCCAAUUUUCCUCCUUUUAGCAAGCCAUUUGGUACGCCGAAAUCAUUAGAAAAUGUCAAUCAGAGUGGCAUGCAAAACCCAUCAACUAAGUCAGUAUACCCAGGGUCAGCAUCCAUCCUCCACAGCUCAUCGCUAGCCGCUUCAGCAAAGUUGCCUGGCUCUGCGCAACAGCUCCUUGCUAAUUCCACAUCUUUCAAGCCUUAUCAGAGAUUGGAAUCUGAACCACAAAUUUCUAAGCAGUUUUACAAUGUGAAGGAUAUGGCCAAGGAACUUGAUGCCUUGCUAUCUUCUAUUGAAUGUGAAGGUGGAUUCAAGGAUCUCUGUACCGUCCUUCAGGAAAAAUCACUUUUAGAAUUGGAAGCUGGUCUUGAAGAUCUCUUAGAGCGGUUAUUUGCUAAUAGGGACAAAAUGGAAUAUCAACGUAUGGAGAUCCAACAGCUCUGUAAUAAGAUGUUGAAAGUGUCUGCUAGACAAGUUUAUAUGGAGGGUAUAGUUCAACAAGCUUCUGAUCAUAGAUACUGGGCCUUUUGGAAUAGCCAAAAAUUGAGUCCCGCAUUUGAAGCAAAACGGUCGCAUAUUUCAAAUUUGAAGCAGAACUUGGCACAUCAACUUAUUGAUCUAGAAAGACAUUUCAAUAAUCUGGAGAUUAAUAGAUUUGGUGAAUAUAACACGACUACUACUGGUUGGAGAGCUCCGUGUAUCUCCACACCCUCAAGACGAGCUGACUCAUUGCAUAGUUUAUACAGUACCGCAGACUCCCAACUUUUGGCAGCUGAGAAGCUCUCUAAACUCCUUUCAAAGCAGAUGGCUGUGCUAAAUAUAAGCUCAUCUACUCCUGAAAAGCGAAAUAUCACUAAAGAGUUAUUUGAAUCAAUUGGCCUUGAUCCCAAAACUGAUGCUUUUGUGUCUCCAGAUCUUAAAAGUUACAAGCAUUCGCCAUAUUCUUCCAAGCGAACUUUGCCCUCAUCAGCAACUACCGUGAAGGAACUGUCCUUGAAUCAUGCUCCUAUGAAAGCUAAUGAAUUCGAGUCUACGAGAAGGAAAAGAGACUUACUUGACAAGAGUUGGUCACAAUUUGAACCUUCAAGAACCACAGUUAAAAGGACUUCAAAUAAGGAACAGGUUAGAUCAAACUUAGAUAUAGCAUUCAGACAAGCUAAAGGGGUCUUUGACUCUCAAGUGAAGGCCUUCGACGUCGCCCAGAAGUCUGGCAUGAACAAUGUUUUGAGAGCCUCUUCUGCAGCCUCUGAUUCUCAGAAACAAGUCAUUGGCGUCACCAAACGAUCAAGUAAUGGAACUGCGCCAUUUCUAUCAAACACAAAAUUUAGCAAUUCUAACUCUCAAUCCAUUGAAGAGUCUCCAAUUAAAGGUGUUCAAGAGAAAUCUUCCAACAAAGCAACUGAUUCCCAGUCCAAACUCAUAUUUAAAUGGGCGAAAGAUCCUUCAGAUCUACCUUCCAAACCCAAUACAAGUUUGAGUUCAACUUCUUCACUGGUCUCUCAAAGUGCCGGAACUCAGCCAUUCUCCUUGGCAGCAUCAUCAAUAUUUAGCAAGUCUAGUAGCAACCAAGACGAGAAAUUUGGUUCGCCAUUUAUGUUGAACAUAAGUGCAUCAUCCACAUCGAACAAUUCAAGUAACGUUGCAGUGAAAACGGGUUCAGUGUCCAAACCAACAUCUGUUUCUUCCCACUUGAAAUUCUCUGGCACUUCUUCACCUUUGAAGCUUGCUUCUGCAGCUGAGACUGGAGGUCAAUUAAAUCAGGAAACCAGCCCAAAAAAUAAAGCGGAUAUUCGAGCAAGUUCAGCACAAACAAGCACCAAAAACUCAACAGUUAGGCCAAGUACUUCAACAGCAUCCAUAACACAGUUUACUGCUUCAGCAACCUCCUCUGGUCUUCCAUCCUUCCAGUUUGUAAACUCUUCACCGUCAAAUAUUUUCUCGUCACCGAUCAAAUCUAAUGAACUCAGCUUCAAGUCCAUGCCAUCUCUGGCAAGGCUAAAUCCAUCUGAGGAUUCUAAAAUUGGUUCUGAAUUUGAACAAGCGACGACAAAAUCAACUAAUAAGGCAGCUGGGGAUGAUCCACCAAAGGAGCUUAGUUCUCUUACCAGUAAAAUUAGUUCAGUAGCAACAAAAGAGACAUCACAGGCUUCUGUUGGUGGUUUUUUUCCUCUUGAAAAGGAAGUUGGUUUACAUUCAUCCAUCGACAACAAUUUGGGGAUGGGAAAUACUAAUAAUUCUAAGUUGCAACAUAUUACAUCACAGAUUCCGCCUCUGAUAAAGGAGUUUAGUCUGCCUUCGGUAACCAAUGUAAGUACAUCACCUGCUGCAUCUGGUUUUAUAUCAGUGGUUGAGUCUGCCAUGGCAGUGACCUCAGAGAAAGAUGAAUCCUUGGAUGCUAACCUUUCCCAAGAGGAUGAGAUGGAAGAGGAAGCUCUAGAGACCAAUACCAUGCCGAACUUGCAAUCACUUGGUGGUUUUUCUCUGCAAUCUGCCCCUACCUCCAAUGCCCAAAAACCAAAUCCUUUUGGCAGUUCAUUUUUGCCGGCUAGCGCAGGCAGUGCUACUCCUCAGCUUUCAUGGAGUUCAUCUCCGGGGCAGCUCUUUCGCCCUCCUUCUUUCAAUCUCCCAGAAUCUCAAUCUCAACAGUUGCCUCAGUCUACCGGUUCGAGUUCGUUAAUUGGAGGUCUUUCCAGUGGAUUUAGUGGCUUUGGACAGCCAGCGCAGCUUGGAGCCGGGCAACAGGCACUUGGUUCGGUUCUUGGUUCAUUCGGGCAGUCACGACAGCUUGGUACUGGUUUGCCAGGGUUUGGCUUUGCUUCAGCUGCUGGAAGUGGUGUAGGCAUCUCUAAUGCUGGUGGCUUUGCUGGUGCUGCCACUGGAGGUGGCUUUGCUGGUGGUGGUUUUGCCGGUGCUGCCACUGGCAACGGUGGUUUUGCCGGUGGUGGCUUUGCUGGUGCUGCGACUGGCGGUGGUUUUGCCGGCGGUGGCUUUGCUGGUGUGGCCUCCAAUAUUGGUGGAUUUGCUGGCGCUGGUGCUGGUGGAGGAUUUGCCGGUGCUGGUCCUUUUAGUGGAGGAUUUGCUGCUGCUGGUACUGGAAGUGGUUUUGGAGGUGCUAGCUCCAGUGGCGCUUUUGCAACAGGUGGCUUUGGAGGCUUUAGCGGCUUCUCUGCGUUUGGUUCCGGCAAUUCCAGUGCUGGAAGGCCUCCACCGGCUGAGUUAUUGACACAGAUGAGAAAGUAGUGAAAAUCAGCUCCAAAAGGUUCUGCUUUUCUAAAUUGGUCUUCUCUGCUUUUUCUUUUCAUCGUGCGUCUAAUGAUUGUGUAGUAUGUUUUCUAGGAAGAUUUAUAUGUACAUUAUGCAUAGCAAUUCAUUUCUAUGUUACCUAAAGUUCAAUUUAUAUAUAUAUAUAUAUAGCACUUUAUCUAUGCUUGAUAAGAUGUAUGGUGGUGGGAUUUUUGAUGUGAUAUGAAAGAUUUGGGUGAUAUGAAUGUAAAAAGAGAAGUUUUGGGAGGCUAUUUAUGCAAAUACAUAGGAAUUGGGUGGUAUGCAUGUAAAUGAGGCUGGUUUGUCUGGUCUGUGUUUGUCAAAGAAGAUCUUUGGUUGGUUAAGAAGUCAUUUGAUGUGAUGUGAAAUAUUUGGUUGGUAU
Messenger RNA from Phalaenopsis equestris, 5533 nucleotides. RefSeq names its product nuclear pore complex protein NUP214. The transcript is spliced from 18 exons. Lineage: Eukaryota; Viridiplantae; Streptophyta; Magnoliopsida; Asparagales; Orchidaceae. Gene Ontology annotation, biological process: RNA export from nucleus. The record is from RefSeq and is a predicted model, not a curated record. Gene Ontology annotation, molecular function: structural constituent of nuclear pore. Bases 97 to 5127 code for a protein of 1676 amino acids.